AAUGUCGGUGACGGAGGGGGGGAUCAAGUACCCCGAGACGACGGAGGGGGGCCGCCCCAAGCUGGGGGGCUUGAUGGACCCCCGGCAAGGAGUGAUCGAGAAGACGGGCCGGUGCCAGACGUGUGCAGGGAACAUGACCGAGUGCCCGGGCCACUUCGGCCACAUCGAGCUGGCCAAGCCCGUCUUCCAUGUGGGCUUCUUGGGGAAGACCAUGAAGGUGUUGCGCUGCGUCUGCUUCUUCUGCUCCAAACUGUUGGUGGACUCGAACAACCCGAAAAUCAAGGACAUCCUGGGCAAGUCAAAGGGGCAGCCCAAGAAGCGCCUGACCCACGUCUACGACCUUUGCAAAGGCAAGAACAUCUGUGAAGGUGGGGAGGAGAUGGACAACAAGUUCGGGGUGGAGCAGCCGGAUGGCGACGAGGACCUGACCAAAGAGAAGGGUCACGGCGGCUGCGGGCGGUACCAGCCCCGGAUCCGGCGCACCGGGCUGGAGCUCUACGCUGAGUGGAAACACGUCAACGAGGACUCGCAGGAGAAGAAAAUCUUGCUGAGCCCGGAGCGGGUGCAUGAGAUCUUCAAGCGCAUCUCGGACGAGGAGUGUUUCAUCCUGGGCAUGGAGCCCAAGUACGCCCGGCCUGAGUGGAUGAUCUGCACCGUCCUGCCCGUGCCCCCACUCUCCGUCCGGCCCGCCGUGGUCAUGCAGGGCUCGGCCAGGAACCAGGACGACCUGACCCACAAGCUGGCGGACGUGGUGAAGAUCAACAACCAGCUGCGGCGCAACGAGCAGAACGGGGCGGCCGCCCACGUCAUCGCCGAGGACGUCAAGUUGCUGCAGUUCCACGUGGCCACCAUGGUGGACAACGAGCUGCCGGGCCUGCCCCGGGCUAUGCAGAAAUCAGGGCGUCCCCUCAAGUCCCUGAAGCAGCGGCUGAAGGGGAAAGAAGGGCGCGUGCGAGGGAACCUGAUGGGGAAGCGGGUGGAUUUCUCCGCCCGGACGGUCAUCACCCCGGACCCCAACCUCUCCAUUGACCAAGUGGGGGUGCCCCGCUCCAUCGCUGCCAACAUGACCUUCGCCGAGAUCGUCACGCCCUUCAACAUCGACAGGCUCCAGGAGCUGGUACGCAGGGGUAACAGCCAGUACCCGGGAGCCAAGUACAUCAUCCGAGACAAUGGUGACCGCAUCGACCUGCGCUUCCACCCCAAGCCCAGCGACCUCCACCUGCAAAUCGGCUACAAGGUGGAGCGGCACAUGUGCGACGGGGACAUUGUGAUCUUCAACCGCCAGCCCACGCUGCACAAGAUGUCCAUGAUGGGGCACCGGGUGCGCAUCCUGCCCUGGUCCACGUUCCGCCUCAACCUCAGCGUGACCACCCCCUACAACGCCGACUUCGACGGGGAUGAGAUGAACCUGCACCUGCCCCAGUCGCUGGAGACGCGGGCGGAGAUCCAGGAGCUAGCCAUGGUGCCCCGCAUGAUCGUCACCCCCCAGUCCAACCGGCCCGUCAUGGGCAUCGUGCAGGACACCCUCACCGCCGUGCGCAAAUUCACCAAGCGUGAUGUCUUCCUGGAGCGGGGCGAGGUGAUGAACCUGCUCAUGUUCCUGUCCACCUGGGAUGGCAAGGUGCCCCAGCCGGCCAUCCUCAAACCCCGCCCACUCUGGACGGGCAAACAGAUCUUCUCCCUCAUCAUCCCGGGCCACAUCAACUGCAUCCGCACCCACAGCACCCACCCCGACGACGAGGACAGCGGGCCCUACAAGCACAUCUCGCCCGGCGACACCAAGGUGAUCGUGGAGAACGGGGAGUUGAUCAUGGGCAUCCUGUGUAAGAAAUCGCUCGGCACCUCGGCGGGCUCCCUGGUCCACAUCUCCUAUCUGGAGAUGGGCCACGACACGACCCGCCUCUUCUACAGCAACAUCCAGACCGUCAUCAACAACUGGCUGCUCAUCGAGGGUCACACCAUCGGCAUUGGGGACUCCAUUGCUGAUGCGAAGACCUACCAGGACAUUCAGAACACCAUCAAGAAAGCCAAGCAGGAUGUCAUAGAGGUGAUCGAGAAGGCUCACAACAACGAGCUGGAGCCCACACCGGGCAACACGCUGCGGCAGACCUUCGAGAACCAGGUGAACCGCAUCCUGAACGAUGCCCGCGACAAGACCGGCUCCUCCGCCCAGAAGUCCCUGUCCGAGUACAACAACUUCAAAUCCAUGGUGGUGUCGGGGGCCAAGGGCUCCAAGAUCAACAUCUCCCAGGUCAUUGCCGUGGUGGGGCAGCAGAACGUGGAGGGGAAGCGCAUCCCGUUCGGGUUCAAGCACCGCACGCUGCCCCACUUCAUCAAGGACGACUACGGGCCGGAGAGCCGGGGCUUUGUGGAGAACUCCUACCUGGCCGGCCUGACGCCCACCGAGUUCUUCUUCCAUGCCAUGGGCGGGCGCGAGGGCCUCAUCGACACGGCCGUCAAGACAGCCGAGACCGGGUACAUCCAGCGGCGGCUGAUCAAAUCCAUGGAGUCGGUGAUGGUGAAAUACGAUGCCACCGUACGCAACUCCAUCAACCAGGUGGUGCAGCUGCGGUACGGCGAGGACGGGCUGGCAGGGGAGAGUGUGGAGUUCCAGAACCUGGCCACCCUCAAGCCCUCCAACAAGGCCUUUGAAAAGAAGUUCAAGUUUGACUACACCAACGAGCGGGCACUGCGGCGCACCCUGCAGGAGGAGAUGGUGAAGGACAUCCUGAGCAACGCGCACAUCCAGAAUGAGCUGGAGAGGGAGUUCGAGAAGAUGCGCGAGGACCGCGAGGUGCUGAGAGUCAUUUUCCCAACGGGCGACAGCAAGGUGGUCUUGCCCUGCAACUUGCUUCGCAUGAUCUGGAAUGCCCAGAAGAUCUUCCACAUCAACGCGCGCCUGCCCUCCGACCUGCACCCCAUCAAGGUGGUGGAAGGCGUGAAGGAUCUGAGCAGGAAGCUGGUGAUCGUGAACGGGGAUGACCCGCUGAGCCGGCAGGCCCAGGAGAACGCCACCCUCCUCUUCAACAUCCACCUGCGCUCCACGCUCUGCAGCCGGCGCAUGGUGGAGGAGUUCCGGCUCAGCGGGGAGGCCUUCGAUUGGCUGCUGGGCGAGAUAGAAUCCAAGUUCAACCAGGCCAUCGCUCACCCGGGUGAGAUGGUGGGUGCCCUGGCGGCCCAGUCGCUGGGCGAGCCCGCCACCCAGAUGACCCUGAACACCUUCCACUACGCCGGCGUCUCGGCCAAAAACGUCACACUGGGUGUGCCCCGUCUCAAGGAGCUGAUCAACAUCUCCAAGAAACCCAAGACGCCCUCCCUCACCGUCUUCCUGCUGGGGCAGUCCGCCCGGGAUGCUGAGCGGGCCAAGGAUAUCCUGUGCCGGCUGGAGCACACGACUCUGCGCAAGGUGACGGCCAACACGGCCAUCUACUACGACCCCAACCCACAGAGCACAGUGGUGGCGGAAGACCAGGAGUGGGUCAACGUCUACUACGAGAUGCCCGACUUCGAUGUGAGCCGCAUCUCACCCUGGCUGCUGCGGGUUGAGCUCGACCGCAAGCACAUGACCGACCGCAAGCUCACCAUGGAGCAGAUCGCCGAGAAGAUCAACGCCGGCUUCGGGGACGACUUGAACUGUAUCUUCAAUGACGACAACGCAGAGAAGCUGGUGCUGCGGAUCCGCAUCAUGAACAGCGACGAGAACAAGAUGCAGGAGGAGGAGGAGGUGGUGGACAAGAUGGAUGAUGAUGUUUUCCUUCGCUGCAUCGAGUCCAACAUGCUGACGGACAUGACUCUGCAGGGCAUUGAGCAAAUCAGCAAGGUGUACAUGCACCUGCCCCAGACUGACAACAAGAAGAAGAUCAUUAUCACAGAGGAUGGGGAGUUCAAGGCCCUGCAGGAGUGGAUCCUGGAGACGGACGGGGUCAGCCUCAUGCGGGUGCUGAGCGAGAAGGACGUGGACCCCGUGCGCACCACCUCCAAUGACAUCGUAGAGAUCUUCACCGUGCUGGGCAUCGAGGCUGUGCGCAAGGCCCUAGAGCGGGAGCUCUACCACGUCAUCUCCUUCGACGGCUCCUACGUCAACUACCGGCACCUGGCGCUGCUCUGCGACACCAUGACCUGCCGUGGGCACCUCAUGGCCAUCACCCGGCACGGGGUCAACCGCCAGGACACGGGCCCGCUCAUGAAGUGCUCCUUCGAGGAGACGGUGGAUGUGCUGAUGGAGGCGGCGGCCCACGGGGAGAGCGACCCCAUGAAGGGGGUGUCGGAGAACAUCAUGCUGGGGCAGCUGGCGCCCGCUGGCACUGGCUGCUUCGACCUGCUGCUGGACGCCGAGAAGUGCAAAUACGGCAUGGAGAUCCCCACCAACAUCCCCGGGGCUGGGCGUGGGCGUCCCCACCGGCAUGUUCUUUGGCUCGGCCCCCAGCCCCAUGGGGGGGAUGUCACCCGCCAUGACCCCCUGGAACCAGGGGGCCACCCCGGCCUACGGAGCCUGGUCCCCAAGUGUCGGCAGCGGCAUGACCCCCGGUGCGGCCGGUUUCUCCCCCCAGUGCUGCCUCCGAUGCCAGUGGCUUCAGCCCGGGCUAUUCCCCGGCGUGGUCCCCCACCCCCGGCUCGCCAGGCUCCCCGGGCCCCUCCAGCCCCUACGUCCCGUCGCCAGGUGGGGCCAUGUCUCCCAGCUACUCCCCAACGUCGCCGGCUUAUGAGCCCCGCUCGCCCGGAGGGUACACGCCCCAGAGCCCCAGCUACAGCCCGACAUCCCCCUCGUACAGCCCCACGUCCCCCCUCCUACUCUCCCACCAGCCCCAACUACAGCCCGACCAGCCCCAGCUACAGCCCCACGUCACCCAGCUACAGUCCGACCAGUCCGAGCUACAGCCCCACAUCGCCGAGCUACAGCCCAACCCAGCCCCAGCUACAGUCCAACAUCACCUAGCUAUAGUCCGACCAGCCCCAGCUACAGCCCGACAUCGCCUAGCUAUAUUCCGACUAGCCCCAGCUACAGUCCAACAUCACCUAGCUACAGUCCGACCAG
Molecule: messenger RNA, 5035 nt
Organism: Malaclemys terrapin pileata
Lineage: Eukaryota; Metazoa; Chordata; Testudines; Emydidae
Product: DNA-directed RNA polymerase II subunit RPB1-like
Biological process (GO): transcription by RNA polymerase II
Cellular component (GO): RNA polymerase II, core complex
Molecular function (GO): DNA binding
Source: RefSeq, a predicted model, not a curated record